AUGAAUUCAUCAUCAGAAGACAAACCCAAGAAGCCUGGAUUAUUAAAUAAUAUUAAGAACGGAAGCUUAAUAACAGUUGUUGUUGCAGGAGCAGGCACUGCUUUAACUAAGGCUGGAUUGGCACUUUAUGGAUUCUCUUCCAUAGGACCAGUUGCAGGAAGCUUUGCUGCAGCUGCUUAAGCUAGCAUUGGAUGUGUUGCAUCAGGAAGUGCCUUUUCUAUAGCUCAAGGAUUAGCAAUGUCAGGAAUCGGAUCCAUUGCACUACCAGCAGUCGGAGUGGGUGCAUUAGUAGGCGGUUGCUAUGUAGGAUAUAAAGAAUUAAGAAAAUGA
This is a messenger RNA of Paramecium octaurelia, 330 nucleotides long. NCBI's taxonomy places the organism in Eukaryota, Ciliophora, Oligohymenophorea, Peniculida, Parameciidae. The record is from the annotation of a GenBank genome assembly.